AUGGUUAUGUUUUGUGCAUUGUUGAUAAUUUUUCAAAGAAUGGGUACUGGACGGAAGGCAGAGACCUACAAUGCCCCAGCACCAAAACAAGAUCGAAGCAAUACUCGGUGGUAUGGUGACCAAUCUUUUCCUGCACGUAAUCUUGGGGAAGAUGCGCUAGCAGGAGUUAUUUUCGGCUGCACCAACAAAACAAUGAACGAAUGCCUCUCUAAACAGCUAUUUGGUUUGCCUGCAUGCCAUUUCUCCUAUGUGAAGAAUAUUAAACCUGGACUGCCUCUGUUUCUGUUCAAUUAUAGUGACAGAAAACUGCAUGGCAUUUUCGAAGCUGCCACUCCUGGCCAGCUUACCAUUGACCAAUUUGCUUGGAGUCAUGAUGGUAGAACAAAGACACAGUAUCCCGCACAGGUUCGCGUCUCUAUCAAAACUCAGUGCCUACCACUUCCAGAGAACAUAUACAAAGGCGUGAUUAGUGGCAAUUAUCACAAGUUUCGCCACUUCCACUUUGAGCUAGACCAUGCACAAACAAGAGACUUAGUUUCUUUGUUUGUACCUGCUCCUGUUGGUGCUGUUCCAAACGAGCGGAAUUUUUCGGUACCUCGUGCUCCUGUUGACGCUGCUCCAAACAGAUGCAGUCUUUCUGGACCUCUGCCAUCUCCAACAGGAGCACAGCUUGUUCGUGGCGUAGUGUCGACUGAGUCUGGUUCAACGGAUGGUGAACAGUUUGCCGGUUCAGCAUAUUCAGUUGAUAGAAAUGCUGACCAUGCCAGUGCAAGUAGAACAUCAAAGAGCAACUUUGAUGAAGAGCCUUCUGAGUGGGAUGAUUUGGAUGAUGGUGUGACUGAGAAAGGAACAAAGUCUGUGAAUGAUGGCCAUCCACAUAUCAAUCCAUUGAAUGGUCAACAGCAUGACCCAAUGGAUGUUUUGCAGAAGUUGCAAGAACUGUCUCUUUUACGGCAGGAGAAGGCCCAACCCUCGGAGGUUGCUGUUGAUUAUACUUCAGGUAGAAGCAGACUUCAAGAAUCACCACUGGGUGCUGCUUUUGGCAAAGAUCCAUCAAACGCCACCUUGGGCGGUGAUGCACCUGUGAAAGACAGCACAUCCUUUGAGCAACUUUGUGGAAAUGAUGAGCUGCUUCAGAUCAUCAAUGAAUUAUCCAAGAAGACCGAAGCAAUUGGGAAAAAGCAGACCGAGUCAGAUGAAGAAAUACUUGUAUUGAGGGCAACUGUAAAGGACAUGGAAAGAAAAAUUCAGGAACUGCAGUACCAAUAUGGGAAAUUACAGUUGGAGUAUUCAGCAGCACUUCUUGGUGAACCACGCAAUAUUCUGGAAGGGCCAUCAAUUUUCCUAAUAGGUGGCCAUAAUGGCAUCACCUGGUUGCCAUCCCUCGAUUCCUUUUACCCUACAGCAGAUAGACUAGUGCCGCUGAGGCCAAUGAGCUCAGCCCGUUCAUAUGCUGCUGUUGCUGCAUUGAAUGAUCAUCUCUUUGUUAUUGGUGGCGGCGAUGGCGAUUCAUGGUAUACCACAGUGGAAUGCUACAACAGGGUGAGCAAUGAGUGGAUGGCAUGCCCAUGCUUGAAACAGAAGAAAGGAAGUCUUGCUGGAGCUACAUUGAAUGGUAAAAUAUUUGCUAUUGGUGGGGGCGAUGAGUCGAGAUCUUUUUCAGAAGUUGAGAUGUUGAUCCAGUACUUGGGAGUUGGAUAUACAGCCCGUCUAUGCAACAAUGUCGAUUUGCUCCUGCUGCAGCCGAAUUAA
Molecule: messenger RNA, 1752 nt
Organism: Triticum turgidum subsp. durum (durum wheat)
Lineage: Eukaryota; Viridiplantae; Streptophyta; Magnoliopsida; Poales; Poaceae
Source: the annotation of a GenBank genome assembly